Gigantopelta aegis is the source of this 4262-nucleotide messenger RNA. RefSeq names its product RNA polymerase II subunit A C-terminal domain phosphatase SSU72-like. The coding region runs from base 166 to 750 and encodes 194 amino acids. The record is from RefSeq and is a predicted model, not a curated record. Gene Ontology annotation, biological process: termination of RNA polymerase II transcription. Gene Ontology annotation, cellular component: nucleus; mRNA cleavage and polyadenylation specificity factor complex. Lineage: Eukaryota; Metazoa; Mollusca; Gastropoda; Neomphalida; Peltospiridae. The transcript has 5 exons. Gene Ontology annotation, molecular function: RNA polymerase II CTD heptapeptide repeat phosphatase activity.
GAUUAUUUCAGUAUCGCCAUCUUGUUAAAAGUAUUAGACGGCGAACGGAUAUUAUUUAGAGAAUUAAUAUAUGAACGCGAUCGUUGUAUUGUUUUAAGAUUUGUUAUCUUUCCCCUAGACCCACGCACUUUAGUUUUCUUUUGUUUUUCAAUUCAAAAUCCGAAAAUGACUGGUGUUGAAAUGCAAAUAGCCGUGGUAUGUUCCAGUAAUCAAAAUCGCAGUAUGGAAGCUCAUAGUUUUCUUGGUAAGAAAGGCUUCAGAGUUCGGUCAUUUGGAACAGGAAAUCAAGUGAAGCUGCCCGGUCCCUCCCCCGACAAACCGAACAUUUACGACUUCAACUGCACGUAUGACGAAAUGUACAAGGAUCUCAUACAGAAAGACAGUGAUCUAUACACACAGAACGGAAUUCUCCACAUGUUGGAUCGGAAUCGACGGAUCAAGCCGAAACCGGAGCGCUUCCAGUCGUGUAAAGACAAGUUCGACAUCGUGAUAACGUGCGAGGAGAGGGUGUACGACCAGGUUGUUGACGACUUGGAGAACCGCGAGAAGGACGACGCCCAAGCGACUCACAUCAUCAACAUCGACAUCCAGGACAACCACGAGGAGGCAACCAUCGGCGCGUUCCUCAUAUGUGAGCUGGUCACACUGCUGUACACAUCAGACGACAUUGACAAUGACAUAGACGAGAUUCUACAAGAGUUCGAGGCGAAAAUCAAUAGAACUAUUUUACACACGGCAACCUUCUACUGACCCAACAGCUCUCAACCGAUUCCAGCGCGUGUGUGAUUCCUUGUCCUUGUCUUGAUGCAGGUCCACAUUAAGACGCAGAUUGCUUGUUUCCGUAAUCCGUAUACGUAAUCCUAAUCGUAAUCCACAAUGCAUAGAGUGAUCGGAUACGCACACAAGUACGGACGACGUAUAAAUGGAAUCUAAUCAACACAUUUGUAUAGAAAGUGACUGAUGCGGAUUACGCAUUACGCAUUACGGAUUACGUAUACGUAUUCGCAUGCGACUUACGGACAAAAUGGAAUUUGCGCCCAAUGUUGCCUGUGUUGUUUGCAAGAGAAUCUUUGUUAUACGUUGAUAGUGAAAUCGGAUUUUGUGCAUCUCGGUGUUCUCAAGUCAAAUCAUUGUCGCUGAUAUUGGCUUGGUUUAUAGCUACCAGUGAUGUAACACACUGGUUAACGACCAUGUAUGGGUGUUCGUUGUCAUGGAUAUGCAGCUGAAACCUCAACCUCCACAGAGGUUCACAUUGAGGGUCCCUAGUUCGAUCCCCUUUGGUGGAGGUUCAGUAAUUUAUUAGAAACAUAAUAUUUGACAUUAAUCCUGUUAAGGAAAUCGGCUACUGUUUAACCUUAGAUUCUUUGUGGGACGAUUCAGUGGUUAAAGCUCAAAGGUAUCACACAAACUGGCUACACCCAUUCGUCAAGACGCAGCACCUUAUAGAAGUCUGCAAUGGACCCAAGCGAAGAGCAGGGGCAUUUGCCUCCUCCCCCCACCACCCUCUCCCCGAAUUUAAAACCCGUAUGUUGCUGUGCCUUGAUUCGGUUCUUUUUUUUCUUCUUCAUUUUGUUUUCCUUUUCUUUCCUUUUUUUAUAUUUACCAAACCACCCCGUGUCCCUGUUAAUUUAGGCUAAGUAAAGGCCCUGGAAUCAUGACAGUUAAUGGUCAUAGGCACUUAAAGCUUUAAUCAGUACCGAGUUAGUCUUCCAGAGAGUGGGCACUUGUCGUCUUACCGUGUACAUAUUAAACUGUCAGAUAGCGCUCACCCUCCUGAACACAUUGUAUUUGCUAAUGUAUUACAAGACACGCGCACGCACGUACGUACGUAUGUAUGCUCACACAGACACGAUGUUGCCAGGCGCGGAUCCAGGAUUUUUUUAAUAGAGGGGGACCAAAACACGUGAUAAAUAGAAUUAAAAGGUCGUUGGCAUGUGGACGGGAUAAGUGCAUUUUUUUAUUAUUAUUAUUAUUAUUAUUUUUUUUUUUUUUUUUUUAUUUUUGUAUGUGUGUGUGUGUGUAUUCUCUAAUAUGUAUUGCUUGACAAAACAUAGGAAGGGUCCACGCUCUUUGGGCACCCGCGUGAAUCCGCGCCUGGUUGCGAAUACAGCUGAAAGGGAUUUAAAUUUUAAUCCGAAGGGAAUCAUGAGGUUUCACAGUUGCCAAAAAGGGGCGAUAACAAACUGUAAACCGAGGCUGUGCUGAAAACGAGUCUGUUGUACCAGUGUAUCGUCCAGUAAAGAAGUUGGUUGUUUGGUGCCAGCACAAAACCCCAACAGACAAAACCCCAACAGACAAAACCCCAACAAAUAAAACCCCGCCUGUCAAAACCAUAUACUGUUAUUUCAAAUGUGGACAAAAUCCAAAGCACUUUUAUAUGGAACGUAUUAUAAAAUUAGUCUGGAAGUGGCUGUCCAAAGCACUUUUAUAUGGAACGUAUUAUAAAAUUAGUCUGGAAGUGGCUGUCCUCUUUAUGGCGGUGCAAGAAGGAUGUAUUGUCCAGUAAAUGAUCUCCUUAUAUAGUCACUGUUAUGAUGGAGAUAUUGUAUUAUGUUAUCACAGCUGUACUUAAUCCAUUGAGCUGUCCGGUGCUAGGUUUGGUUUAGUAAACUAGUCUGGGAGUGGCAGUCCUCUCUUGGCGGUACAGGUGGGAUGAAAUCUCCGUUAAAGGGUCUCCUACGAAGUGGCUGUCUUAGACGAGGCACCAAAUAAAUUCAUGGAAUCGGUCACUAUUUUUUUUUUUUUUUUAAUAUCCAUUCAAUUGUGGAGAGAUACGGUCUUUGUGUAUAAUGGUUUUGUCCUGCAUAUUUAUCAUGCAGAUACCAACACCUAGGAUUCUUGAACAGUCUCGUGUUCUUGUACCGUUCAUUGUGCAUGUUCUUCGUGGGGUAACUGAACGCCAGUGGAGAACGGCGGCAUCGCUUAUGGUGAGGUUCACUGAUCGGUGACUGUUCUUAUAAAACGUUUAGUCUAGACUUCGUCUCUAAUGACGUCACACGCAUGCAAUUUGUAUUGCGUUGUCAUGAUGAUAGAGUCUAGAGUCGAGACUGGAACAGUUAUAUAAGAACGGGGCCUGGACUGGUAGCAUACAAUUCGCCAGGUACUAGGUUGUACUUGCAAGUCCAAUGGGUAUUAUUUGAAAUGGGAAGUUUACUUAUGAUAAACCAGUUUAUGAGUCAUACUAUUAUAAGCCGUCUUGGGGUUUUUAUUUAUCUACAUUUGAGAUAAGCGGUAGGGCUUUUGUCUGUUGGAGGUCAUUGGGGUUUGUUUCUGGAGUUUCCAGGAAAACAUGUCGGCCUUUUAAAUAUUAAAAUACUCUCACAAGCGGCGUCUAGAGGGACUGAGACUUCGUCACGUGUUUGUUGACUCGUCUGUAUAUAGUAUAUAUUUUACUACUGCCUGGAAUUUGUAGUGGUUGUGGCUUCGUGUGUUUGCGAGAAAGGUAUUUGUUGCUACCUUGGGUUUGUAAUGAUUGUGGCUUCGUGUGUUUGUGAGAAAGGUGUUUGUCGCUAGCUUGGAUUUGUAGUGAUUGUGGCUUCGUGUGUUUGUGAGGAAAAUAUUUGUUUGUCGCGAGCAUAAGGUAGAUGUAUAUACAGUUUGUAAAUAAUGUACAGAAUAUUUGAGGGGGGGGGGGGGGGGGAGCUUCGAAAAAACAAGAUACGUGAUUUAAAAUACAUGUGUUACUCAAACAACACAGACGUGAUUUUUUAGGCCACACGCACACACAUAACACAUGACCGCACGCACAUACAAUAUUACGAAGUGAUCGAGCAAAUCGGUUAACUACUAAACAUUCACUUCAGGAUUUUGUUCUCCCCUAAAGAAAUGUUUUUCAGUGUCGUACCUAUUGCUAUAUAGAUGGGGUGCAAUAAAGAGGGGCGUAACUGCCAACAUUUGGUACUUGGCCCAGGUUUUUGCUUAUCUUAAUAUACAAUGGGGUUGUAUUCUCCAAGAGAAAUGAAAUAUGGAUAUUUUACUUGGCACGAUGGAAGUAAUAUAGGGUGGGAUGUGGGGUGGGUGGGUGGUGUGAAUCUUUAAAAUAGGAACAUCUGAAGCCACCGACUAGUACACUGUAGUGUAAAAUACGUUCUGGUGAAAUAGAAACUACGUACUGUGGUAGGCUAACUAAUCUUCUUUUUUUUUUUUUUUUUAAUUAACAUUUUUGUGAUGAAAAUUUCAGUAUAUCUUGUUAAUAAACUGUAUUGGUGGUAGACUGAUGUGAGAACUGCAAACUUAAACAAAAUAUCGAUAAUAAAAAUAUU